Aspergillus sclerotioniger CBS 115572 is the source of this 1738-nucleotide messenger RNA. RefSeq names its product DNA replication factor Cdt1 C-terminal domain-containing protein. The transcript has a single exon. The record is from RefSeq and is a predicted model, not a curated record. NCBI's taxonomy places the organism in Eukaryota, Fungi, Ascomycota, Eurotiomycetes, Eurotiales, Aspergillaceae. Bases 141 to 1583 code for a protein of 480 amino acids.
GUCCCUAUUCCUCUUUCCCCAGACCCAUAAUCCUAUCCUAAUUUAGUGUCCCCAUACGGAGUCACCUCCUUCCUAAUUGUCUAUGAUACACCAAUAGGAUCUAGGAUCUAUCUCUUACUCAAUUAUUUACGGAAAUCGCGAUGCCGCGCACUUCCACAAGGCAAGCCCCCCUGCCCCGAGGGCAGCCCGGGAUCCAGAGUUUCGCAAGAACGACCAAACCCGGCGUAACUACCCGUCAAUCCAUCUCCGAGAUCAAGAAGCCCUCGACGACAUGUCUCCCGGUCUCGCCUUCCAAGAAACGCAAACUGCAUGAGCUCGAGAACAUCGAGUCCCACGGCCCGGAUACCGCCAAGGGGGAAAGCACGGCCCCGGAGGCGGCUACUCCUUCUAAGACUCUGAGAUUGGGUGAAUUGGUUCUCAACACUCCAAGGAGCGGUCACUAUGCGCGGUCAACUGUCCGGACUCCUACCGGUGCUAGUGGGAGUCCGCCCACUUCGCCCUCGAAGCGCAGAGCUACCAAGAACCCUUCGUCGGCUACUGUUCUCCCCGCACAACGCCGUCCAGCAUGUGUCGACGACCUCGUGAACCUGCACUCGGCUUUCCUCAAGGCUGUUGCUCUUCAUGCUAUGCAUAACGGUGUUACUGCCCCUGCGGACCUCAGAGAACUGCUACCCACUAUUGAACGGCUAUGGAAGAAGCGUAAGGUGGUGGCCAAGGACCUGCAGCGGCUUCUUUGGGUUCUGGAACAGGAGUCGGAGGCGACGGCAUUCCCUGGGUAUCGGAUCGCGAAUUACGGGCUGGGCAGGGUAUGCUUGGAGCGGGUGUUGCGGGACGGCGAGGAGCGGACGAGCGAGAGUGAUUUGCAGGAACGGUUUGAGCAAAGUGUGGAUUUGCUCUGGGAGAAGGCGUUGGAUGCGGUGGAUGGCGAUGAGACGAGGGUGGAUUUCGUCGGGACGCUGGGCGUGGCCAUAAUCCAUGAAUCGUUGACGCCGUUUACGACGUUUCACAAGGGACAGCAACGGUUGCAGGACUUGAAGGGCGGGGUGAUUCGGUUGAAGACAGAGAAGCUGCGCGCUGAUGCCAAGGAGGAUGCGCCAGAGAAGCCGGUCGACGCGACGAGUACCCGUCGGAAGGGGCUGCUGGAUCGUAUCAAAGAUAAGCAGCUGCGUCAGGCGAAGUUGCCCCCGCCGCCGUCGAAGGAAAUGUUGCUGCGGAGGGCGGCCGCGGAGCGGGUGGAGGAGGUUGCCGGGGUGUUGGCCUUGUUGAGACCGGCUGGGUAUGUUGGCACCGGGGCCAAGGCUGUCACGACGGCGCAGCGGACGCCGUUCCGCAUGGAGAUGAUUGCGCAGAAUGUGCGGGAUUCCGUGCGGAGUCCCAUCUCGCAGCAGGAGGUGGAAAUCUGUGUGGAGAUCCUGGCCCGGGAGGAUGUUGCUGGGGGGUGGGUGAACCUCGUCACGGUGAAUCAUAUGAGAUCUGUGGUGCUCAAGUCUUGCGCUGAUGUUCAGCCCAAGGAGAUUGGGGCCAAGGUGGCCCAGUUGAAGAUUGGAUGGGAUGCUCCCACAACGGCGGUGGCUUCUGCAUGAUGUCUACGUUGGGUACAUGUGUCUUUCUUUUGGAUGGAUGUUCUGUUUGAUACCUCAUCCGGCGGCCUGGCAUGCUCCGGCAUUAUGAUUGCAUUGACAGCGGUAUGUAGCAUUUAGCGCAUAUUUAUGUAUAAUAUGGAUACGAUGAUUGAGAC